Ochotona princeps (American pika) is the source of this 852-nucleotide messenger RNA. RefSeq names its product potassium voltage-gated channel subfamily E regulatory subunit 4 (gene KCNE4). The transcript is spliced from 2 exons. The record is from RefSeq and is a predicted model, not a curated record. NCBI's taxonomy places the organism in Eukaryota, Metazoa, Chordata, Mammalia, Lagomorpha, Ochotonidae. Gene Ontology annotation, molecular function: voltage-gated potassium channel activity involved in ventricular cardiac muscle cell action potential repolarization; potassium channel regulator activity; delayed rectifier potassium channel activity. Gene Ontology annotation, cellular component: membrane. Gene Ontology annotation, biological process: ventricular cardiac muscle cell action potential; negative regulation of delayed rectifier potassium channel activity; potassium ion export across plasma membrane. Bases 272 to 784 code for a protein of 170 amino acids.
GUCAUCUUCUUUUCACAGCUGCAAAGUUCAGGGAGUUGAACUGCAGUGCUUUGAGUCCACUGCUUGUGCUGCCACGAGCAACCUCUGUUGUAAAUUUUCCUCCCAGAACACGUGACGAUGCAUUUCGUGACUAUAUAUCCCGACUGCGGCAGCAGAGCUGUCAGAGUGGGAGCCAGACACAGAGGAGGAACGUUCUUGGACUUGACCAUUUAGGAACUCAGGGCUUGGGACGAAACGUCAGCCUUUGAUCCCGGCCUUAAACAGCCAUUCAAUGCUGAAGAUGGAGUUUCUGAACAGCACACACCCCAGCGCCAUGGCCUCCAGCAGCCCCCUCGAGUCGCAUGUGCCCGGCAGUGGCAGCGGUAACGGCAACGAGUACUUUUACAUUCUGGUUGUCAUGUCCUUCUAUGGUAUUUUCUUAAUUGGGAUCAUGCUGGGCUACAUGAAAUCCAAGAGAAGGGAGAAGAAGUCCAGCCUCCUGCUGCUGUACAAAGAUGAGGAGAGGCUCUGGGGGGAGGCCAUGAAGCCGCUGCCUGUGGUGUCCGGCCUGAGGUCGGUGCAGGUGCCCAUGAUGCUCAACAUGCUGCAGGAGAGUGUGGCGCCUGCGCUGUCCUGCACUCUCUGCUCCAUGGAAGGGGACAGCGUGAGCUCUGAGUCCUCUUCCCCAGAUGUGCACCUCACCAUCCAGGAGGAAGGGGCUGAUGAUGAACUAGAGGAGACUUCGGAGACGCCUCCCAACGAAAGCAGCGAGGGCUCCUCAGAGAACAUCCACCAGCAUUCCUAGCACCCCUGGAAGUCUGCAGGUGGCUCCUCCAGCCAGCACCCUUAGAGACGGUAAAGACGCUUUUCAAG